Molecule: messenger RNA, 2421 nt
Organism: Salvelinus sp. IW2-2015
Lineage: Eukaryota; Metazoa; Chordata; Actinopteri; Salmoniformes; Salmonidae
Source: RefSeq, a predicted model, not a curated record
ACACCAGAGGAAGUGAGACGGUUCCCAUGGAAAUACAACAGAUCCACCAAGUCGUCCCCCUUUCUGACAUCAUCGAUACUACCCAGGAGGAAAUGCAACAGAUUCACCAAGUCAUCCCUCUUACUGACGUCAUUGAUACUACCCAGGGCGAUAUGUCUCUCUUUACGGAGGGAAGCUUUUUCUCGCAACAAAGUGAUGCUGUCUUCAUACAGCACUCAGAAACGUCUGUAUCGACUGCUCCGUUGGACCAGGCCCAGUCAGACCCGGAUGAGCCUAUAUUCAUCCUCUCCCUGACUGAAAUCCCAGUACUUCCCACAGGGGAGGAGAAUGGCUGCACAUCCCAGACCCUCUCCGAGCCUUUCUUUUUUCUACCAGUCGCAGGCGCUCAACUGCAGCAGAGCAGUGAUAUUGUUGCCCCUGGWGGUGGUUUGGAGAAAGGGAAUGCUGGUAUCCUCUGUGAAGUCCCUGAGCCUAUGUCAGUGGAUGAGGUCCUUCCUCAACCCUCAUACACCAGUAUCAAGGAAGUGGAGUCUGGCUCCACAGCGGGCCCAGUAGGUGUGUGUGCCUCGGCCAAACCCUCAGAAGACUCGAUGGCUGAUGCAGCGACUAGUGAGGACACAUAUCCUCCUUCUAAGAAGAGGAAAGUGCCAGAGAGAGCCAGGAGAGUAGACAAACUGCAGGUGAGACCUAACACUGCAGUAAGGAAACAGACCAGUCGUUCGGCCCCUGCCAAGGAGGCUGUGUCACCCGUUACCCCAGACCAGACCACCUCUUUGACCACUACCACCCUAGACCCUGACCACCCCACUGCCUCCAGUCCCCCGGCCCAGCCAGGCCCCUCCGUCACGGGAACCGCAUCACAAGAGGUGGUGGCUGAUGAGCCACAGCAGGGGACUGUGGGCUGUUUAGAUCGUACAGAGACAGAGCACACGCCGACUGGAGGGGAGGACAAUAGUUCAGGGGCGGAGUCUCAGGCUGCCCGUCAAAUUACACCGCUGGCAAUGAGUGGCCCCUUGAGCAGGCCUGGUAGGAGACCCAGGGGAUUCCUGUCUUUCAUGUCCAAUAAGAACAYCUCCCCUGUAGCUUCCCCCCCCCGAUGUACCAGAGCAGCCACUCGGAGGCCCCUGGUCAACACCACCCGCCCAGGGGGGAAACGGGCUGCUCCUGCACCUUCCACCACCACCACAACCAUGCCUUCACCUUCCACAACGCAUAACACCACCACCCCCACUAGAGCCACCAGAACCACGACUAUGCCAGAUUUUUCCRCCAGGGUGCCUCGGGAAAAACCCUCUGAUGUCCUGGCCUUACACUCAGACCCAGAGCCCAGUACUUCCCUGUGUACUACAGCUACUGAGUCUUCUCAGGUGCCAGCCRCCCAGCCCAGCGCGUCUCCCUGUGUGGACAGCGGUUCAGCAGACGAGGAACCCAUCAACGUGUCCCAGUACUUCUUCAGUGACAUCUUCACCGAGGUCGAGGAGAAUGAGGGAUGAGAGACGGGAGGAAGGGAAAGGAGAUUCAAGAAGGCACUCUUUGACUCUUUGUUUGAAUCAAACUGGAGAACAAAAUGUUAAGUACUUAAGAAAACAUGUUUUUGUAUCUACCACUGAAAUUACGUUUCUGCUUGCUUGUGUUUAUGCGAACAAGGUUUCAUGCUUGCAGUGAACAGAUUUGGUCACAAGAUGGCAACAGUGAAACCAAACUAGGGAAAAUUCCUCUUCAAAUUUUUUGGGGGACCAAACUGCCGCGCCUUGAAGCUAAUUUCCUAUAUUGAACGAUUACGUUUUUUGGCUCUUUUACCCCAAUCAUAUCAUCUAGCCUAUUGAGUAAUCUAUUCAUUCUAAUAACAUAUUUAUAUUUAUUUGGUUUACAUUUUUUCAAACCACACCAAGCUAGACAGUCAUGAUAAUUUCCCUMUUGUCUGCAUGAAGGAGAAUACUUGAAAUCAGUGUCACCUCACUCUACUACAGAGUCUUCCACAUUCAAAUUUGUGUUCGUAUUUGAAAUAUUGUUUACAUAGGUAGCCAUUGUCUUAACAUGAGCAUUGUGUAUGUAUAUAGGUUUAUUAUAAUUUAGAUCAGAUAUAUUGGAGGGGUAUGUACGCUUGACGUUUACUUUGGUUUUUCACUCUUCGUGCAUGAACAAGACCCGGCWUUGCAGCUUGAGGGGCGCCACAGCGAAGUCUCUUUAUUUCAUGCUCCCUGAAGAUACAGGAAAUAUAAUUUCAAAUGGCGCUGGAACAGAAUCCUCUAGUUUAAUCCAUGUACAGUGACAAACUCACGGAAACAGUGCACAGAUCAUGAGUCCAAUUUCAGUUCUCAGUUAUCGAUUAUGUUCUGCAGCCACUGUUGGUUCAAACUAACAUAGCUGUUCUGUAGYUCAUGUAAAAUAUGUGAAUAAAGUUUUAUACGUUAACGUCUA